Messenger RNA from Ziziphus jujuba (common jujube), 2884 nucleotides. RefSeq names its product G-type lectin S-receptor-like serine/threonine-protein kinase At1g34300. The transcript has a single exon. Gene Ontology annotation, biological process: recognition of pollen; protein phosphorylation. Bases 227 to 2779 code for a protein of 850 amino acids. Gene Ontology annotation, molecular function: protein serine/threonine kinase activity; ATP binding. Lineage: Eukaryota; Viridiplantae; Streptophyta; Magnoliopsida; Rosales; Rhamnaceae. The record is from RefSeq and is a predicted model, not a curated record.
AAAGAAGUUUUUAUAUAAAAUAAGAGAUUUGUUAAGGGAAAAAAAAAAAAAAAGGCCUUCUUUCUUUUGGACAAAAACUUGGGUUUUUGACUUUUAGAAAGGAGAACGUUGAUAUAGGCCGUCGCAACGGCAAUGUAUAUUUCUCUUACCGUCUCAGCGCUCUGAAAAUUGGAGGAAAAAAAAAAAGAAACUGAGAAACAAAUCCAGAAUUUUAAAAGUUCUGAUCAUGAGUUUCCGAUUUCAAUUCCAUGUCCAAACCCAGAAACUACUUCUUCUUCAAUGGCUUCUUUUCCUUUUCCUCUUCAUCUUCUUCUCCAUUUCAUCAGCUUCAAUAGCACCAGGCUCUUCUCUCCACGCUUCGAACCCAGACCAAACAUGGCUUUCUCAGAACAGCACCUACUCACUUGGAUUCCUUCACUCCGACCCACCCACGUCGCCUCCUUCCUUCAUCGCCGGAAUCUUCUACUCCGGCGGAGUUCCCAUCUGGUCGGCCUUAGAUUCCUCCGGCUUACCCGCCUUGGUUGACUCCGGCGCCUCCCUUCAGUUCCUAUCCUCCGGCACUCUCCGACUCGUCAACGGCUCAGGAACCACCGUCUGGGAUUCCAAGACCGCCGGCCUCGGAGUCACCUCCGCCGUGCUCGACGACGCUGGGGACUUGGUCCUCAAAAACGGGUCGGGCACCGUUUGGUCCACCUUCGACAACCCGACCGAUUCCAUCGUGCCGUCGCAGAAUUUCACAGUUGGUCAGACCCUGCGAUCUGGGUUGUACUCUCUUCGUAUCCUUAAGAAUGGUAAUAUUACCCUUUACUGGAAUAAUACCAUAGAGUAUUGGACUCAAGGAAAUUCAACCUUUGAAGGCAAUUUGACUUCACCAAUUUUAGGAUUACAGUCUAUAGGAAUCCUAUCAAUAUCUGAUCGCAAUUUGUCUAGUCCUCUUAUUGUAGCUUAUAGUAGCGAUUAUGCUGAAGGCAGUGAUAUUUUGAGGUUUCUGAAAUUAGAUAGUGAUGGGAAUUUAAGGAUUUAUAGCUCUGCUAGAGGUAGUGGGACUCCAACUGAGAGAUGGGCAGCUGUUACUGAUCAGUGCCAAGUUUAUGGGUACUGUGGAAACAUGGGAAUUUGUAGUUACAAUGAUUCAAAUCCUGUUUGUGGUUGCCCAUCUCUGAAUUUUGAUCCAGUUGAUCCUAAAGAUAGUAGAAAAGGGUGUAAAAGGAAGAUGGAGAUUGAGGAUUGUCCGGGGAGCGCAACAAUGCUGGAUUUGCCGAAUACACGGUUUUUGACAUACAUUCCUGAAUCCAGUUCUCAGAUUUUCUUUGUUGGUAUAUCAGCCUGUAGGUUGAAUUGUCUUGUGAGUGGUUCUUGUGAUGCCUCCACAGCAUUGUCUGAUGGUACGGGGCUUUGUUUCUACAAGACUCCGGGUUAUCUAAGUGGUUAUAAGUCUCCGGCGCUGUCCAGCAGUUCUUAUAUCAAGGUCUGUGGACCUAUAAAUCCAAACCCUACUGCUUCUUCGCAGAUUGGUGGCAAGAAGGAUUGGAGCAUUCGUCCUUGGGUGGUGGUUGUUGUGAUUGUGGCGACGCUUGCUGGUUUGAUUGCACUGGAGGGUGGUUUGUGGUGUUGGUUUUGCAGGAAUAGCCCCACUUUUGGGGGAUUGUCUAAUCAAUAUGCUCUCAUCGAGUAUGCUUCUGGCGCACCUGUUCAGUUCUCUUAUAAGGAGCUCCAGCGCUCAACCAAGGGAUUCAAGGAGAAGCUUGGGGCUGGAGGAUUUGGGGCUGUUUAUAAGGGUAUUCUAGCCAAUAGAACCGUUGUUGCAGUGAAGCAGCUUGAGGGAAUUGAGCAAGGGGAGAAACAAUUUAGGAUGGAGGUUGCAACUAUAAGUAGCACCCACCAUUUGAAUCUGGUGAGAUUGAUUGGUUUUUGCUCGGAAGGUCGUCAUAGGCUUUUAGUAUACGAGUUCAUGAAAAAUGGUUCUCUUGAUAAUUUUCUCUUUGAGACAGAAGAAUACUCAGGAAGACAGUUGAACUGGGAGUAUCGGUUCAACAUUGCCCUUGGCACUGCCAGGGGGAUCACUUACCUCCACGAGGAGUGUCGGGACUGCAUUGUCCACUGUGAUAUAAAGCCGGAAAACAUCCUUUUGGAUGAAAACUACAGUUCCAAAGUAUCAGACUUUGGCCUUGCAAAACUCAUUAAUCCAAAGGACCACAGGUACAGAACGUUGACUAGUGUAAGAGGGACCAGAGGAUAUUUGGCACCAGAGUGGCUUGCAAAUCUUCCAAUAACUUCAAAGUCUGAUGUUUAUUCUUAUGGUAUGGUUUUAUUAGAGAUAGUGAGUGGUCGGAGGAACUUCGAAGUUUCUGCAGAAACAAACCACAAAAAGUUCUCCAUGUGGGCUUAUGAGGAAUUUGACAAGGGAAAUGUCGAGGGAAUUCUUGACAAGAGGCUAGCUGACCAAGAUGUUGAUAUGGAGCAAGUAAUAAGAGCAAUUCAGGUUUGCUUUUGGUGCAUACAGGAGCAACCAUCUCAAAGACCAAUGAUGGGAAAAGUGGUACAGAUGCUAGAAGGGAUUAAAGAAAUUGAGAGACCACCAGCUCCAAAGGCUGCUACAGAAGGAUCUCUUAGUGGAACCAGCAUGAAUGUGAGCAGUAAUGUCAGUGCUCUAUCCACUAUUGGAGCUUCAGCCCCAGGGCCGUCCUCAACUUCGUCAUUUCUAGCUGCACCAGUUUCACCUUUGGGGAGGAAUACAGAGAAGGAAUCUUCGUCCAUGUUAGGUUCAUCAAGGAUUUAAAUAUUAUCUUCUUGUGUGAAUCCAUAGACUAGUUGUUACUAUCAUUGUGAAUGAUUGUAUUGGGGUUUCAUUCCCUAUAGAAAUUAUUAGUUGGUUGGUUGUGUU